Molecule: messenger RNA, 5685 nt
Organism: Orussus abietinus
Lineage: Eukaryota; Metazoa; Arthropoda; Insecta; Hymenoptera; Orussidae
Gene: Dcr-2
Product: endoribonuclease Dicer
Exons: 26
Coding region: 129-4946 (1605 amino acids)
Biological process (GO): siRNA processing; rRNA processing; pre-miRNA processing
Cellular component (GO): RISC complex; nucleus; cytoplasm
Molecular function (GO): ATP binding; RNA binding; protein binding
Source: RefSeq, a predicted model, not a curated record
GGUAAAUAUAGAGCUAAUAAACUUCAACGAUAACGGGCUUUGGCGUUUUUGGGAAUUACCGGCGUAACCAUUUUGACGCCGGCAUCUUGUUUGCUCAAAGUACAAGUUUUCUAUUCGUCGAAAGCACAAUGGGGGAAAAUAAUUUCACAGCAAGAGCCUAUCAAAUGGAUUUAUUUGAAAAAGCUGUAAAGGAGAAUACGAUUAUUUAUUUACCAACUGGGACUGGUAAAACAUUUAUUGCAGUGUUGCUGAUAAAACAGCUGAGUGGCGAUAUUCGAAAGCCCUUUUUUGAAGGUGGAAAGCGUUCAAUUUUUAUCGUUAAUACCGUACCACUUGUAACGCAACAAAGUGAAUACGUUGCUAGGCAUACGGGUUUAAUUUGUAAGGGUUAUAGCGGAGAUAUGCAAAUAGAUUAUUGGGACAAAAAUAUUUGGUCUCGGGAAAUCGAGCACAAUCAGGUCCUGGUAAUGACGGCACAGAUAUUUGUUGACAUUAUAUCUCAUGGCUAUUUGGAAUUAAGAAGAGUGAACUUAAUUAUUUUUGAUGAGUGUCAUAGAGCGGUUGGUGACCAUCCAAUGCGUCAAGCUAUGCAGCUAUUCGAAACAUGUGCGGAACACCCAAGAGUAUUAGCUCUUUCGGCUACUCUUUUAAAUGCAAACAUAAAACUUCAUAAAGUAGAAGAAACCAUAAGGUCGUUAGAAGUAACGUUUCAUGCUAAAAUCGCAACUCUACAGUCAUAUGCGAUCGUUCAAAAUUAUGCUACAAAACCAAAUGAGUAUGUCGUCUUGUUUACACCACUUGAAGCUAAUAAAUUGAUCACUGAAGUUGAGGAAGUUUUAAAUGACAUGAUUUCCAUUUUGAACAUCGUGCAAUUACCAAAUGUUUGUACUAACAAUGAUUCCAGUGAUGUGUUCCAACCAAAGAGUAAAAAUUCAAAACUGAUAUGUGUAAUUGAAGACAUAAGAGACCAUGUUUACCAGACAGGUGUUUACGGGGGAAGCAAAGCAGUACUUUUGCAUAUGAUACAACUCGAGCAUAUAAAAAAAUACAAUAAUGACAUGCGAACAAUAUGUGUGUUAGAUUACAUGAUAACACAAUUGACAAAGAUAAGGAAAUUUUUUCAUCAUGAAAUGGAGAAAUAUACAGAGUUGGAAUGUAUUCAUAAAUUUUCAAGUGAUAAAGUUAGAAAACUUUUUACUAUUUUGAAGAAUUGCGAUGAAAAUAAAUUGAAGGAUCAGAAGUUUUGCUGCAUUAUAUUUGUGAAACGGCGGUUUACAGCUAAAGUACUGUAUCAUGUACUACAGAAAUUGCAUGAAAGUGACAACGAUUACAAGUUUUUAUUGCCCGAAUAUGUCAUAGGAUAUUCAAAUAAUCCAUUCAAAAAUUCCCGGGAGGUUCUCUGCAUUUCAAAAUGGAACAAAGAAAGUUUAAUAAAGUUCAGAAAUGGUCGAUCGAAUUGUAUCGUAGCAACUGAUGUCGUUGACGAAGGCAUAGACAUACCUGCUUGCACACUGAUUGUACGUUUCGAUGCACCAAUGGACUAUCGAGCAUAUGUUCAAAGUAAAGGUCGUGCUCGGGAUUCCGCAAGCCAAUACGCACUAUUAGUAUCCUCCAAUGAUAAAACUUUUCCAGCUGCAUACGCGACAUUCAAACAAAUGGAGGUGCAUUUGGAAGAGAUCUUGGUUGGAAAAACUGAUAAACGAUUACAGCCUAGUUCGGAGGAAAUAAAAACGAAAUUGUACUCUUAUUCGAUAGAUCCAUAUGUCGUACAGAAUGAGAGUGGCGGUACGAGUGUGUUAACUGAACAAAAUGCAAUUAGCAUGAUUAAUCGAUAUUGCAGUAGUUUAUACAGAUCAAAGUUCAUCGUUUUAUCACCAACAUGGGUUUUACACAAGAUUUCAAAAUUGGAUGAAUCUCUGUACAAGGUUACGUUAAAAUUACCAUCGGUAUCGCCAUUGAGUGAAACCAUUGUAGGUGAUGAAAUGCCAAGUAUAGAUGAAGCUAAGCGAUCCGUUGCUAUGAAAACUUGUAUCGCAUUGCAUAAAAUGGGUGAAUUAUCGAACUACUUAUUGCCUAUUACUGGGACGAAUAUUCCGAAGAAUACCGACCACUUGUUCCCGCAUUGGGACGAUGAAGCACCAGAAGUUAAUAAAGCUUUCCUGGGCACUAACCGAAUGAAGAGGAAGCACGAUUUGGUGCAUUCAGAAGCACUUUAUAGUGCAUUUCCUAAGGCAAAUGCAGAAGUCUAUCUUCACGUUCUCGAUGUCCAACCGAAAUAUCAGCUUCCAACUGAUAACAGACGUCUCGUAUUUUAUAAUUUGUUGAAUGACAGGGCUGGAUACGCUAUUCUAUCGUCGAAAAAGAUGCCACAGAUUCCAUCGUUUCCAAUUUUUAUGAACGUAGGUGACCUGCGGGUCAAUGUAAUUGUUAAUCAUUCAUCAUUGAAGCUGAAUGAAGAACAAAUUCUAUCGCUCUCAAUAUUCCAUUCUAUAGUAUUCAAUCAGGCAUUGCAGCUUGUAAAGUCGUUCAUGGUUUUCGACAAAGAAAAUUUGGACAAUUGCUUCUUGAUCGUACCAGUUAACAGCAACUGGGAUAUUAAUUGGAAUCUCAUCGAGCAGUAUAAGUUAAUACAAAAAAUACCACCCUCGGUUCCCUUGAAUGUUCAGGAGAAUUAUAAAUUGGCCCUGGUAACACCAAGUUAUCGAGCAGUGCCCAGUGUUUACAUUGUUACCGACAUUUGUAACAUGGCUGCAAACUCGCAAUUCCCAACCGAAGAUUAUAGUUCUUACGUCUCCUACUUUAAGGAGAGACACGAACUAACUAUACAGGAUGAGAGUCAGCCAAUGCUGGAGGUGAAACUGAUUUCUCCAAAAAUAAAUUGCAUCAGGCCAAGGAAAGUAAACACGAGUUUGACUAAACGCAAACGAGGCGACGUCUCCGAGGAUUUUGAAGAGCACUUGGUCCCGGAAUUGUGUCAUAAGUACACAUUUUCGGCAUUGUACUGGCUCAAGGCAACCUAUCUACCUUCGGUACUUCAUCGAAUUAACCAACUGUUGGUCGCAGAAGAUCUAAGAGUGAAAGUAGCUCUAGAGGCAAAUCUGGGAAGAUCUAGUCUACCCUUGGGAGAAACCUGGGAGCCUUUGAUAAUCGUCGACAAAGUCGAGGAAACCGAACCCAUACUGGAUUACACUUUGGACGACACUCUACCGGAAGCUUCACUUCCGGAACCGGAACUCGUCGGGCCGGAAAUCGACGUAUUAAGCUCCGAGACGAAACUGUACUCGUGGACGAAGGAACAGGAACCCCCGAACCUGGACAAAGACAUCGAGCAGAUUCAAAUCAUCGAUAUUGAGUAUUAUUACCAGUUCAUGAACGUUGUCAACGAAACCGAUAAAGAAGCUUUGGUUAAGAGAAACCGUGUGCUAGAGUACUCGAAAAAGCCAACGGUGAAAGUGUCGAAAUUAAAUAUGCUACAUCGGAACAACCCCAGGGGCCCUAGCCCGGUGGAUAUUGCUCAGGCGUUAACGAGUAAAAUGGGACAUGAUGCCUUUGACCUGGAACGCUUGGAAACUCUGGGAGAUGCAUUCUUAAAAUUCGCAGUCUCGCUGUACCUCUUCGAUUGCUUUCCGCAGUACAACGAGGGACAGUUGACGUCAUUGAAGAUGAAACUACUUGGCAAUCGGAAUUUGUAUUACUGCGGUAAAAGCAAAGGCGUUCCUGGGCGCAUUAAGGUCGACGAAUUCGUGCCCAAUAGCAACUUUAUCAUUCCUGCUACAGUGUGCCAAAGAGACGUGCAAACUGUAAUGCGCAUAGCGGAGGUAUCGCCUAGUGUUUUGUAUGAAUUGGAAAUACCGGCCGAGGAGAGAUUGAGUGGUUACGUUAGUCAUGCAACGUUGAAUUCCAUCAAGGAGAAGAUAUUAGCCUGGGAUGAUGUUAAAACACAUUCCAGUUUAGAACACUUUUUAGGAAUGCAAACUGUACCGGAUAAAGUUGUCGCAGAUGCUGUAGAAGCACUGAUCGGUGUCUAUCUUAAAGAACUAGGAGCGGAAGGAGCCGUGAAAUUUUUAACCUGGCUCGACGUUUUGCCCAAAAACAUUGAUAUUAAAAAAGUGUUCUUCCAAGCAUCCGAAAGUCCAAGAUAUGGGGAAGGUAACAUCAACAUUCACAUGCCGUGGGCCAACUACAUAGAGGAAAAAAUCGGCUACAAAUUUAAGGACCGUGCUUUUCUAUUACAGGCAUUUACGCACCCCUCAUAUACACCUAAUAACAUUACGCCAUGUUAUCAACGACUUGAAUUUCUGGGUGACGCAAUACUAGACUUCUUAAUUACUCUACAUAUAUACGAGACGUUUGAGGAUUUAAAUCCUGGAGAGCUUACGGAUCUGAGAUCUGCUCUUGUAAAUAACAUAACAUUCGCGUGUUUAGCAGUUCGUCAUGGACUGCAUACAGCUUUAUUGGCAUAUGCCCCACUGUUAAAUGACAUAAUAGAUCGGUUCGUCAAAUUCCAGGAGGAAAGGAAUUUCGUAAUUAAUGACGAGUUGUUAUGGAUACUUCUGGAAGAAGAAGAAUGCAAUAUGGCAGAACAUGUUGAUGUACCGAAAGUCUUGGGAGAUAUCUUUGAAUCUGUCAUCGGCGCCAUAUAUUUAGAUACUGGCAAAGACCUUGUGAAAGUUUGGGAAAUAGUCUACGCUCUGAUGAACAAAGAAAUCGAAACAUUCAGUUCCAAUGUUCCUAAGCAGCCUAUACGUGUCAUUCAUGAAACACCAGGAGCAAAACCAGAAUUUACGCAAGCUUCUACGAUAGAAGGCACGAACACUGUAAUGGUGUCUUUAUAUGUAUUCGAUGGUGGGAAAAAGAAAUGCUUCCAUGGAUUUGGUGGUAAUAAAAAAGAAGCUAAAUGUGCUGCCGCCAAACAAGCAUUGAAGUAUUUGAGGUGUAAAAAGUAAAAUUGUUGUGUUGAAAAUGUUAAAUCGGUUCUAAUGCGAAUAGUUUACAUAAUGUAAAAACACACUUUCGGUGUACAAUAACGUAGCCGAAUACAUUUAUCUUUGGUCUAUUAAUUGCAAACGUAGCUCAAAUUGCUUCCUUCCCAUAAAAAGCUCAAAUCAAUUAUUUUGGCCAAAUUCAUUCCAUUGAAAUCCCUGCUGAAAUCUUCUUGUCAAAUGUUACAAUAAAAACUGUAUAGAACCAAAUAACAAAAUUAGGAGCUAAAUUUGAAAAUAAUAUUUUAUUUGGCGAGCACCGAAAGGAUCAUAUGCUACGAGUACAUCUCGGGUGCUCACCAAAUAAAUUAUUGUUUUCAAAUUUAGCACCGGUUUUUUUUUUUAUUUGGUUUGAUAUAGUUUUUAAUAUUUAUCUUUGGUUUGAGGAAGUCGAAAAUCUUGUACAUGCAACAUACGUGAAACAAAAUAUACUGUAACAUUUCGCAAAAAGAUUUCAGCUAGGAUUUCAAUCGAGUGAAUGUUCCACUAUAUUUGGCAAAAACAAUUGAUUUGAGCUUUUCAUGGGAAGGAAGCAAUUUUACCUAUUUUUGGAAUUAAUUGGCGCAAGAUAAAUGUAGUUAGCUAAGUUUUUGUACACCAAAAGUGUGUUUCGAGUGGGUUUAAUUUAUUUUUAUGAAAGAUAAACAUGUUAAUGUCUCUAUGUCAUAAAAUUUGUAAUACAUCUACUGUUCAUUCUUAUAAA